AUGCGAAGAACAGUAGAUCAGUGUCCUGCCGAUAUCAUUCUAGCACCAUCAGGGCGCCCCUUGGCUGAUCUCGAGUACGCUGACGAUGUUGUUAUAUUCGCGGAAAGCAGUACGAAACUUCAACAUGUUGUCAACCUUGUAUCGAAGCUGGCUGCAGCCUACGGACUACGCCUACGCCCUGAUAAAUGCAAACAGAUGUGUACCUCUUCGAUACCUCGAACGGGAAUGAGGAUGGACGAACAACCGAUAGAACUCGUCGAUGAGUUCUGUUACCUAGGCUGUACGCUGAAGAACGAUGGCAGCUACGAGAGAGAUGUUCAGCAAAGAUGCGCUAAGACCACUUCUGCAUUUAACUCCUUAACGAAAUGUCUGUGGUCGACCCCCAUCACCAACGAAGUCAAGCUGCGAGUCUACCUAUCCGCAAUUCGCUCCAUCAUGAUGUACGGAUCGGAGACUUGGGCAGCACCAUCAACGGUUAUGGAGAGCCUUGACUGCACGGAACGAAAGCUGCUUAGACGGCUACUUGGCUACUUUUGGCCUAGGGUAUGUCACAAUGAAGAUCUUUACGCAGAAAUUGAUGUGGUAUACCGGCAGAUGACAUCAACAUCAACAUCUUGCACCGCCAUCGAAAGUGGCUAA
Messenger RNA from Necator americanus (New World hookworm), 639 nucleotides. RefSeq lists its product as uncharacterized. The record is from RefSeq and is a predicted model, not a curated record. The transcript has a single exon. Lineage: Eukaryota; Metazoa; Nematoda; Chromadorea; Rhabditida; Ancylostomatidae. The coding region runs from base 1 to 639 and encodes 212 amino acids.